Messenger RNA from Myripristis murdjan (pinecone soldierfish), 2041 nucleotides. It is a transcript of the gene napsa, whose product is annotated as napsin A aspartic peptidase. The record is from RefSeq and is a predicted model, not a curated record. Gene Ontology annotation, cellular component: lysosome. Lineage: Eukaryota; Metazoa; Chordata; Actinopteri; Holocentriformes; Holocentridae. Gene Ontology annotation, molecular function: aspartic-type endopeptidase activity. The coding region runs from base 140 to 1345 and encodes 401 amino acids. The transcript is spliced from 9 exons. Gene Ontology annotation, biological process: proteolysis.
GGAAACUGCCGAUGUGCAUUCGCAGAUGUAAUUGAGCUUAGUACGCCAGUUUGAAAUUGUGGUCAUCGUCCUCCUGCGCUCCGGAACAAGUGUUAGGAAACGACUACAUCUUUAAUUAUCGGUUCUACGAGAGGAUAAAAUGACACGGCUGGGGAUAUUUUCUAUGAUCGCGGCUCUGCUGGUAACACACAGUGCUGCCAUCAUAAGAGUUCCCCUUCACAAGACGAGGAGCGCACGCCGCCUGAUGAGCGACAAUGGGAUGUCCCUGGAGCAGCUCCGGGCUUUGGCCAAGAGCUCUGGCGCACCGGACAGCGCCCCCUCCCCCGAAGCGUCUCCAAAGCUGCCCGUGGAGAGGCUCACCAACUUCAUGGAUGCCCAGUACUAUGGGAAGAUCACCAUCGGCACGCCUCCUCAGGACUUCACUGUGCUGUUUGACACUGGCUCCUCCAACCUGUGGGUCCCCUCCAUCCACUGCUCCUUCCUGGACGUGGCCUGCUGGCUUCAUCACCGUUACAACUCCAAGAAGUCCAGCACCUACGUGCAGAACGGCACAAAGUUCUCCAUCCAGUACGGCAGAGGCAGCUUGUCUGGCUUCAUCAGCGGGGACACUGUCUCUGUGGGGGGUCUGUCCAUCCCUAAACAACAGUUUGGCGAGGCGGUGAAACAGCCUGGCAUCACGUUUGCGGUGGCGCGCUUUGACGGCGUCCUCGGCAUGGCUUACCCCACCAUAUCCGUAGCACAGGUCACCCCGGUGUUCGACACAGCCAUGGCCGACAAGCUCCUGCCUCAGAACGUUUUCUCUUUCUACAUCAACAGAGACCCAUCAGCAGCUGUAGGAGGAGAGCUGAUGUUGGGCGGAACCGACAGCCAGUAUUUUUCGGGGGACGUGCACUAUGUCAACGUCACACGCAAGGCCUACUGGCAGAUUGAGAUGAACGGAGUUGAGGUGGGCAGCCAGCUGACUCUGUGCAAAACCGGUUGCCAGGCGAUUGUUGACACGGGAACCUCCCUGAUCACAGGUCCUGUGGAGGAAGUCAGAGCACUGCACAAAGCCAUUGGAGCGCUGCCCCUGCUCAUGGGAGAGUACUUGAUCGACUGCAAGAAGAUUCCAACGCUCCCUGCGGUCUCCUUCAACAUCGGAGGAAAGAUGUUCAACCUGACGGGAGAAGACUAUGUCGUGAAGGAGUCUCAAAUGGGCACGUCCAUCUGCCUGUCCGGCUUCAUGGCCAUGGACAUACCCCCCCCUGCAGGCCCCCUGUGGAUCCUUGGAGACGUGUUCAUCGGGAGGUACUACACGGUGUUUGACAGGGAUGCGGAUCGCGUGGGGUUUGCCCCCGCCAAGUAAAGACCCUGGAGUUAGUGAAUGUUUUUGUUUGUCCAAAGCCGCUUCCACUUCCUUACGUGGGGUAAUUAAAGCUGAAGCCAAGCUGGACUUCCCUUCUAGUCCUCCAUCAUUUAAUUUCCUGCAGCCAAAAAAAAAAAAAACAUUUCUCGAUGUUUGCGCUUUCUUUGGAGUACCGCAAGGCCUAGUUGGCUGCCAAACAUGUCUCAGAACAUGAGAUGAUCAAGUGCACAUGUGAACAUGGGGAAUUGGUUUGUGAUAAAGCAGGGAAGGAAAGCUGCCCAGAUAACUUUUUUUUUUUUUUUUUUUUUUUGGCUCACUGAACAGAGUGUACACAGAACAAAUUUUAAAGGGACAACUUCUCAGUUCCUGGCUUGUCUUUUUAGCUGCUUUUGAUUUUGAGCUUUGACAUUGCAGUUGUCAUAGGAUUUAAUCAAAACUACUCAUUUCAGAAUAUGUGGGCUGUUCAAGCUUGUCUGUAAUUAUGGUUUUUGGUGUAUCUUUUCAUUAUUCAUCAUAACAGAACCCAGUUUAUAGUAAGAACCACAUUUCAAAACUGUCAGCGUUGCUCCCGUGGAUGACUCAAGUUAUCUCGAGUUGAUUUUUAACUUGCCACUGUGAAUUGUGAUUAACUAGCCUGCGGGAGACCAUGUUAUGAAACCAAAGAAUAAAUUAAAUAAAUCUUUGAUUGACAAAUGA